UCCUUAAAAAUGGUAAAAUUCAUACCGGAACGGAAUGACUCACCAGCCGGAUCGAGGUGAUCCAUGUUGACCGACUGGCCAUCACUACUUCCUUUUCCGACAUCUUGAACUACGUGAAGCACGCGUUUUUCGGGUGUACGAGUAUUUUGUUCCUCGGAGAAAGAUGAAAUUCAACAAAAAUGUUUCGUCGUCCCGGCGCAAGAGCCGCAAGCGCCACUUCCAGGCCCCCUCGCACAUCCGCAGGAAGAUUAUGUCGGCGCCGCUGUCGAAGGAGCUGAAACAGAAGUACAACGUGCGCUCGAUGCCGAUCCGCAAGGACGACGAGGUGCAGGUGGUGCGCGGCCACUACAAGGGCAACCAGGUCGGCAAGGUGGUGCAGGUGUACCGCAAGAAGUACGUCGUGUACAUUGAGCGCAUCCAGCGCGAGAAGGCGAACGGCACGAACGUGUACGUCGGUGUGCACCCGUCCAAGUGUGUGAUCGUGAAGCUGAAGAUGGACAAGGAUCGCAAGAAGAUCCUGGAUCGCCGCGCCAAGGGUCGUCUGGCGGCGCUCAACAAGGACAAGGGCAAGUACACCGAGGAAUCUGCUGCCGCCACCGCGAUGGAAACGACCUCUUAAGUGUACACAAUACAAAACAUUCGCUGGUGUGGGGCAGGAGGAACGUGUGUUGUGCGGCCGUGAACGGCAGGCGAAUAAAAUAAGGAUGAGAUGGAGAGAAAGUUAAAAA
Messenger RNA from Anopheles gambiae (African malaria mosquito), 728 nucleotides. It is a transcript of the gene RpL26, whose product is annotated as large ribosomal subunit protein uL24. Lineage: Eukaryota; Metazoa; Arthropoda; Insecta; Diptera; Culicidae. The coding region runs from base 164 to 619 and encodes 151 amino acids. The transcript has 2 exons. The record is from RefSeq and is a predicted model, not a curated record. Gene Ontology annotation, molecular function: RNA binding; structural constituent of ribosome. Gene Ontology annotation, biological process: cytoplasmic translation; ribosomal large subunit biogenesis. Gene Ontology annotation, cellular component: ribosome; cytosolic large ribosomal subunit.